CCUUGGCCAAAUGCACAAUGAAGCUGGGAGAAGAGAACAGAGGAUGGAUCACUUGAUGAUAGCCUGUUCUGUUCAUUCCCUCUGAAGAACCAGCAUUGGCCAGUAUGGCGUGUGCUUGACAGGAGACUCUGGCCCUUCAUCUUCAAUCCUACCUCUUGGAAUUGUCUCAAGCCAUUCCACAAAGGAUGAUUCACAGUCCAUGAGGAUAUUCUGUUGCAUAACUUAAGAGAAGAGACCAUACACUUUGAAGUUCUUCAUUUAGUUUUGAAUUAAGUCCAACACUCCACCAUGUUCAAUAUAGUGCUCCCUAUGAAUGAAAUUCAUCCCUAUGCACAAGGCCCUAUGAACCACUUUUUGCAAGAAGGGAGGAAUCAUAGCAACAUAGAGUGAGUCCGCCGAAGCAACCACAUACGUGCCUAAGUAUUCUGGGCCAGAGCCACAGCGCGUAUAAAUCACCAUUGAUAUCAAUGAGAUCAUAACGUACACCAGCUGAGAAACUAGCCCUUUAUUUUUGUAAACAUUGAAGAGAUUUGACAUGAGGUUUUGAGCUGCUCUGUGGUUUCUUGCCUCCCUAUCCUGCUUUGUGGACAUAAAAGCACAGUUGGAGCUAGGAAGCCAGCAGCUGGAGCACUGAGAGUGAGGAAAAGGGGACAGACUUGGCUGCUUUCUCAGCAGUCCCUAAACAGCUCCUAACACCCAGGGAAGGAAAUGCAAGGACAUUUUUCCUGCCUCCCUGCAGUCUUAUUGACCCCACCAAAUGUCUGGAUGCCUCCGCCCCAGAGCAAUGUACAAACCAGGAGACGUUAGGAGUUCCUCCACCUAACUCAUCUGCAGGACCCAAUCCAGGAGGUGUAGUCAGAUGUCACCUAUGGGACUGGGCUCUUACAGGCAAGCUUCCUGUGAGUCAGGCUGGGAGGAAUGAAGGCUUGGGGGUCUUACAGUGACAUGUGAUCAUGUCACACGAACUGGAAUCCAUCUUCAACCUGGUGCUUUUCGAUUGAGAAGAGGGAUGGGAAUCCUUUGUCCCACUGGGUUCCUGCCUUAUGCAGAGAUAUAUAAAUGGGUGGAACAGGAAAGAGGGAGAGCUAUUAUGAAGAAUCUCCUAGCUACCACCUGAGCUGGAACAAGAGAUGUACCAGGGGAAAGAAUUGUACCCAGGCCUGGAAGGUGUCUAAUCUGAGGAAAAAACUUACUGAAGAAUCUCUGAGGUUUGCGUAGUUUUUUCACUUAAAGAUGAGAAACCUAUUUACGCAAAAAAAUUUCACCAAGGAAGACACGGAAAAUCAGCCCCUUGCCCUUCUGUGGAAGGUCAUGACAAUGAGAAAGUCAACCAUGGCUGGAAAGAAAGAUUGGUUGCUGUCUCAAAGGAAAGGAUGCUAAAGACGAUACAGCUAAAUUAAGAACCUAUUAGAAAGUGAAUCAUGCAGCUUUCUGAAAGGAGCUGAAAUGCAGCUCUCUGACAGGGUCAUGAACCUGAGACAAGUCUUUGUGACUGUAUUGAUGUUUGGAAUAGCAGGUCUACUCCUCUUCAUGUACCUGCAGGCCUGGAUUGAAGAACAUCGUACAGUGUCUGGAGAAAAAUUACAACAACAGAUAAUUAAUCAGGAUUCCAAGCUCUCGCACCCAGAGGAGCUUGCCACAGCACCAAAAAAUCAGAGUGCUGCUGCUAACCUCAACAAGCGACAGACAACUGUAAUCAUGGGCAGACAUUCACAGGAGAAAGCCAGUCCUUUUGGUGAGAUAGCCAGCUCCUUGGUGAACCAAUUAUCUGAACAGCAAAAGAUGACUAAAGCCUUUCUAAAACAGCUUAGACAAGUGAAUUUACCACCAGUGAUGCGCCCUUUAAAUAAAAGUUUAAUCAAAGGUGACAGAUGGAAAAACAUAGAUGAAGCUCAAGAGAAACGCAGACAUUUUCUUUAUGACUUCUGUAAAAAAUACAGCAGUGACAACCAGCUCAGAACUCAUCUAGUGCGUAUGGUAUCCAGAAUAUACGUGGAGGAUAGACACAAAAUCUUAUACUGUGAAGUGCCUAAAGCAGGCUGUUCCAACUGGAAAAGGAUUCUGAUGGUGCUCAAUGGACUUGCCUCUUCGGCAUACAGUAUUAGCCAUGAUGCCGUGCACUACGGAAAGCAUCUAAAGAAAUUGGACAGUUAUGACUUAAAAGGGAUACAGACACGUUUAAAUACCUAUACCAAGACCAUAUUUGUACGUGACCCCAUGGAAAGAUUGGUGUCUGCCUUCAGGGAUAAAUUUGAACAUCCAAACAGCUACUACCACCCAGUGUUUGGAAAGGCAAUUAUUAAGAAAUACAGACUUAAUGCAAGUGAAGAGGCACUGAAAACUGGAUCAGGUGUGAAGUUCAAAGAAUUUGUCCGGUAUUUGUUAGAUUCCCAGCGCCCAGUAGGAAUGGACAUACACUGGGAGCAGAUUAGUAAACUCUGCUAUCCCUGCCUCAUCAACUAUGAUUUCAUAGGAAAAUUCGAAACUCUAGAGGAAGAUGCCAAUUACUUUUUGCAAUUGAUAGGUGCUCCAGCAGAGCUGAAGUUUCCUAAUUUCAAAGACAGACAUUCCUCCGAUGAAAGAACAAAUAUGGAAGUAGUGAGACAAUACUUAAAGUUGCUGUCAGAUACAGAGAGACAGUUGACCUAUGAUUUUUAUUACUUAGAUUAUUUAAUGUUUAAUUAUACAAUGCCAAUUGUGUAGCUCUGAAUGAUUUUAAAAUUCUAUCAGACAUUUAACAAUUUUGGCCUCAAACCAGCAACUGUAAUAUUACCAUACAGCUCUGAGUGGAAGAAAUGUAACUGCUAAGUGUAAUUGUCUUGAUUUAGUUGAGAUUUUAUAAAUGAAAGUGACACCAAUUGACACAAAAUUAUAGGAGCAAUGCACAAAAGAGACCUAUAAACUAUCUAAUUUGCACUAAAAGGUCUGAGAAAAAGCUGCUUUUGAGUACGGAUUAUAUUGUGGAAGCAGUAAUCCAGCCAGCUGUUUCAUUAGCUCGCUAAUGUUCUUGUAAUGGUUGAAAAACUUUCAAAAUAGCAUGGAUUUGUGUGUGUGGGUGUCUGUCUGUCUGUCUAAAUAGGAAUAAUGUGUUGAGUGUUUUGAAUGUAUAUUUUUUGCUGUGUGUGGCAUAUUA
Molecule: messenger RNA, 3133 nt
Organism: Gopherus flavomarginatus (Mexican gopher tortoise)
Lineage: Eukaryota; Metazoa; Chordata; Testudines; Testudinidae
Gene: CHST9
Product: carbohydrate sulfotransferase 9
Exons: 11
Coding region: 1447-2703 (418 amino acids)
Biological process (GO): proteoglycan biosynthetic process; carbohydrate biosynthetic process
Cellular component (GO): membrane
Molecular function (GO): sulfotransferase activity
Source: RefSeq, a predicted model, not a curated record